This is a messenger RNA of Pangasianodon hypophthalmus (striped catfish), 5869 nucleotides long. RefSeq names its product integrin, alpha 9 (gene itga9). The transcript is spliced from 28 exons. Gene Ontology annotation, molecular function: integrin binding. Gene Ontology annotation, biological process: cell-matrix adhesion; integrin-mediated signaling pathway; cell adhesion mediated by integrin. The record is from RefSeq and is a predicted model, not a curated record. The coding region runs from base 985 to 3948 and encodes 987 amino acids. NCBI's taxonomy places the organism in Eukaryota, Metazoa, Chordata, Actinopteri, Siluriformes, Pangasiidae. Gene Ontology annotation, cellular component: integrin complex; external side of plasma membrane.
ACAUAUGUGCUGACAAAUGAGAGACAUUUCUUUUUCCUGCUUAUGGAGAAGCUGAAGUGUAGUGUAGUAUUGUAAAUGCAUAAGUACAUAUUACCGAACUAUAUACUGUAUGUACAUACACUCAUUGACCACUUCAUUAGGUACAUUUUUAUAAGGUGCAUUUCUGGGACUUGAUAUCAGUUGAUCCUAUGUAGACCUGUGUGCAGUUUGUCAGCCUCUACCCCAUUCAUCUCUGGACCGUGAGCACCACAGGACCACCGGUGACCAGAAUGUUUUUUUAGACAGAGGACUGUUCUCAGCUGUAUUAGCUGUAUAGCUGUAUUACUCUCAUGGUAAUGGCGUUGUAUAGUGUGUGUUGCUGGUACGAGUGUAUCAGCCGCAGGUUUUAACCACCCCAGAGUUAGUGCUGGGUUGAGGCUGUACAAUAAUUACCACACACUAUACAUGGGAAAAGUUGAGCUAAAGUUCAUCUGUUCACCAGCGGUGCAGAUCAACAUGUCGUUUAGGUGUGUCUCAUAAAGAGACUAGUAAGAACACACAGUGUUUAAACAGGAAAACAACAAUGCUGUUGCAACUGAGAGUUGUACCACACACUAGUCUGCCAGUACGAAGGGCGGGACGAUGAUAAAUCUCUAAACAUAAAUCUGUCAUAAAGGACACAUUAAAAGCUCAUUCUCUACAUCAUCAUUCAGAAACGAAUGGUAGACCUACACCAGAUUCUGAAGAAAGGUUGUCACAUAUCGAUCGGAGGCUACUGAACCGGAUCACAUGCAGCAAAUUCAGUGAUAUGGUCAAAUAUUGAAUAAUUGCCUUAUAAACUGAAAUUGUAUUGUAAUAUGUGGAAGCCUGAGGUUUACAACCCUAGUCAGUACCAUGGCAGUGUCAUUGCUGUGCUGAGAAUGAUUAAUCACUCAAGUAAUAUCUGAUCACUGGUGGUGCUGUGGUGGACCUGUGUGGUACACAGUGUACUUUUGGGUUUGACAGAUGUCACACCUGUUAAUCACAUGUUCCAAUAUUUUUGAUCACUUCAAAAAUGGGAUUCUGGUUGGGGCUCCUCGGGCAAAUUCAUCCUUCAGUAACUCUGUUCACUCUCCUGGAGCUGUAUUUAAGUGCCGUAUACACAGCAACCCAGAGCGCCGCUGUACAGAGAUCGACCUGGGCAGAGGUAACAAGAAAAGGGAGUCUUGUGGAAAGACAUGCCAAGGGGACAGAGAUGAUGAGUGGAUGGGGGUCAGUCUGACAAGACAAGACAAACCCAAUGGAAGAGUUCUGGCCUGUGCACAUCGCUGGAAAAACGUAUACUACGAAUCGGAGCACAUCCUACCGCAUGGCUACUGCUCUGUGAUCCCACCAACAUUACAGGGCAGGACCCAGGCUCUCAUUCCAUGUUAUGAAGAUCAUAAGAAGACGUAUGGGGAAGAACACGGCUCAUGCCAGGCAGGGAUCGCAGGAGCUUUCAUGGAGGAGCUGGUGGUCAUGGGAGCACCUGGAUCAUACUACUGGACUGGAACAGUGAAAGUGUUCAAUAUCACCUCCAAUACACAAUACAGCCUCAACAAAAAUCAGCUGAGUUCUCAAAGAUACAGUUACCUUGGCUAUGCAGUGACAGCUGGUCACUUCUCCUCGCCUACUGCCAUCGAUAUCGCUGCUGGUGCACCUCAGGAUGGUGGCGGAGGAAAAGUUUACGUCUUCAGAAUCGACGGGGUCUCUCUUGUGAAGGUCUUUCAAGCCUCAGGGAAAAUGAUGGGCUCUUACUUUGGCUCCUCACUGUGUGCAGUUGACCUGAACGCAGACGGACUCUCAGACCUGCUGGUCGGGGCACCGAUGUUCACUGAGGUUCGGGAUGAAGGCCAGGUGUCUGUUUAUAUCAGCAGGGGCAAUGGAGUGAUGGAGGAUGCGAUGGUUUUGAAUGGAGACAAUGCAUACAAUGCCCAUUUCGGAGAGUGUAUCAGUGCCAUUGGGGACAUCGAUGAUGACGGGUACCAAGAUGUGGCAAUAGGAGCUCCUAAAGAGGAUGACUUUGGGGGUGCAGUGUACAUCUACCACGGUGAUGCUAAAGGAAUAGUCAAUAAGUACUCGAUGAGGUUGUCUGGGCGAAGCAUCAAUCCAACCUUCCAAAUGUUUGGCCAGUCAAUAUCUGGCAACGUAGACAUGGAUGGGAACGGAUAUCCAGAUGUGACAAUCGGUGCAUUCAUGGCAGACAGUGUGGUGUUAUUAAGGUCUAAACCAGUAAUCACAGUGGACGUGUCCAUCUUUCUGCCGACCUCCAUAAACAUCACCGUGCCUCAGUGUCAUGAAGGUCCACAGCAUCUCAACUGCUUUAAUGUGACUGUCUGUAUGCUCUUCCGUGGGAAACUUGUGCCAGGACGGAUAGAGCUGCUGUACAAUCUAACAGCGGAUGCAGAUAAGCGAUACAAAGGCCUCUCAUCACGGGUCUAUUUCACACAUGGCGGAGAGCAGACUGGUGCUGUGAGUAAAAACUUCAGCCUUAGCAUCAACCAGCAGGAGUGCCAUCACUACACAGCCUAUGUACGGAAAGAAGUGAAGGAUGUGUUUGCAGCCAUCACUUUUGAGGCAUCGUACAGGCUGGGCAAACAUGUGCUGGAUGUACAUCAGGAGCAUGAGCUUGCUUCACUCUCUCCUGUACUGCGCUGGAGGAAAGGAGAGAAGAUUGCAGCAAGGAAUGAGACUUGGUUUGAGAAGAACUGUCUGUCCGAUGACUGUGCUGCUGACCUGAAGCUACAUGGCAAACUGCUGCUUUCAGGACAUCACAUCAGGCCUCAUCUUGCUCUUGGAGGGGUGAAAAAUGUCUCCCUCAAUAUAACCAUUGUCAAUGCUGGAGAUGAUGCUUAUGACACCAACAUCUACCUAAAUUUUUCCAGGGAGGUUCACUACAUAAACUUUCUGCAAAGGGAAGAGAAGGGAAUUUCCUGUGAACUGAUUCAGCUGGACUUCCUCAAAUGCAGUGUGGGAUUUCCUUUCAUGAGAGCCCAGACUAAGUACCAUCUGUCUGUACUUUUUGACACAAGUCAUCUGUCUGGUGAAAAUGACACACUGCUAUUUUUAGUACAUGCCAGGAGUGCCAACCCAGAACAUGAGAACAAAUUACACGAUAACACGUUGGAGCUGUCCAUCCCGCUGAUGCAUGAAGUGGACACAGCUGUGACUGGUGUGGUUACUCCUUCUUCAUUCGUGUAUGGAAAUUCUGUUGACUCUUCUCGCUUUGUUCAGCUGGAGGACUUGGAGUGCAACUUCCAGCCUCUCAACUUUACGUUUCAGGUGAUAAACAAUGGGCCAAGCAGACUGCCGGGCUCCACCGUGGACAUAAGGAUACCUAACAUGCUGGUGGGCAAUGGAGCAGACAUGUUCCACAUCAUAGACACACAAGUAGCUGAGGGCAGAGGGAACUGCACAUGGCACAGAAACCCCACACCGUGCAUCAUCCCCCAGGACAGAGAGAGUAUUUUCCACACCAUCUUUGCGUUCUUCACCAAGUCUGGCAGGAGGGUCUUGGACUGUGACCGGCCAGGAAGAGCCUGUCUAACCAUUUCCUGUAGCCUAGGAUCCCAAGCUAAAGACGAAGCUAUAAUUAUCGAUGUGCAAAUGCUACUGAACACUGAAACACUUAAGAAAGACAGCUCUUCGGUUAUUCAGUUUGUGACACGAAGUCACGUCCAAGUGGACAGCCGAGCUAUGGAGGUGUCCAGCGGCCUACCAGAGGACAUUUCUCUGGUGUUUGAGGCACUGCACAGUCAGGAACCCAGGGGUUACGUGGUGGGCUGGAUCAUUGCCAUCAGUCUGCUAGUGGGGAUCCUCAUUUUCCUCCUGCUGGCUGUGCUGCUCUGGAAGAUGGGAUUUUUCAGGCGGCGUUACCGAGAGAUAAUAGAAGCAGAAAAGAACAGGAAAGACAGCGAUGAGAGCUGGGAUUGGGUUCAGAAGAGUGAAUGAGAGCCUGGGCUCGUUUCAGAUGACCCACUAAGCUGCUACCUUCACCACGGCCAUGUCCUUAGACUCAUACCAUCCAGUCUUCCAUAUGUGGAAGAGAAGAAUAUUCUCCAAAUUUUUCGGAGCCUUGACACUUUUUCUGUAGGUAGAAAUGGAUAUUUGGCAUGACUACGUGGUUCACCAGAUAUGACUCACAGUGGAAUUCCAUAUGAUCCCAACGGAGGUGGCCGUCUGCCAGUUGGAGCGGAGAGACGGAAGGAAAGAAAUGGAGACUUCCAACAAAGGAUAUGGAUAUUGCAUCAAAACUAGCAGAUCAUAAAAACCCUCAGGGCGCUGUUUAAGAGCAGAGACCUAUUUUUUUACAUGUAUUCAUGUAUGUUGUAUAAAUGAGAGCUUCAGGAGGGCUUGUAGAUUUUUGGCCUUCAAACAUAUAUUUUUGGUAUUGAUGUUUGAAAGCACUGAUUACUGAUACAUGCUGAAGACUUGAUACUCUUCGUGUAAAGAUCAAUGUUCCAGGAAGAACAUAUAAUAGUACAAUAAGUUGGAAACAUCCUGCAAAUGAAGACUUCUGUUUCUUUUCAUUUCUCAUCCAUCCAAUUUGCGAAAGAUGUGAUGUUUUGGUUUUUGCUUUUGGUUAUUUAUCAGUUCGAGAAGAAACAGAGAGGCUCAUGUCAGUGCAAAUUACCAAUUCUUUAAUCAUGCACAUUUGCACUGGAUAAUACUCCAUUUUAUAAAUGAUAUGAACAAUUCUAUGCAAUCCCUUUAGCCCUGCGUACCUUCUUUGAUUUCUUUUGAAAGUAAACAAUAGCAUAAAUCGUCCGCCAAAAAAGUAUAAUAAUGCAGUAAUCUUGAGUCCAGCCUUUGCACGCAUCGUUUUCUUAAAGCUUUCACUGUUUUUGUGAAGCUUUCACUGUUUUUGUAAAGCUUUCACUGUUGUUGUAGUGUAAUUAUUCUUAGCCUCUGGUCAAAUAUUGCACCUAAAGAUAAAUCAGAAUGUGCUGCCCUUCAUGACUGGGCCUAAGCUCACUCUUUAGGGCUUUUGGGAAAAGUUUUAUGUCAACACAUUGGAAUGCAAAGCUCCCUCAUAACUCAGAGCACAUCAGUUAUAAAAGCAAAAGCCCCACUCCAAGCAGAGGUGUGCCGUCACUUCUUUCAAAGCAGUUUUAUUCAAGAUCAUUGGCCAACGAAGCUUAAUUGUAAAAUGCAGCAGUAAAACAGAACACAAUGAAUACAGAAAGUAUUAAAAUCCGUCAUCAUGUUCUGGUUUCUGGUGUGAGGGCCUAAACCAGAGAGCAAACUCUAGCCAUCAUUUUCUCAUUUUCCUUCAAUUCUUACCCCAUUAUCUUUAUCAUACACUGAAUCUACAACCUAUAUAUCAUUUCUGUUUGAAUGGAAAAUGUUUAUAAAUAAUAGAAAUAUUUGCUAAAACCAUAGAUGCCAUCUGGAUAAGAAUUUUUUAUUAGCUCUAUAUUUCACCACACAUUUAUACCAAAGUCAGCUAUACCAAAGUCAGCUAAUUUUCCAGUUACUUCACUGCUUAUCAUUCACAUUUGCUGAUUUACUGAUAUCUGAGAGAUUGGCAUGAAGAAAAUUGCUUGUAUGUUGUAUGAAUGAUCCAUUAUGUCACUGGCAUGGCAAACGUAAAUUCACAUUUCUCCUCGGCACCUGGCGAAGUUUUUCGCAUGGACGUGCAUCUGAGAGAGAAAUACUUGACAUUAAAUAGGUAUUUAAGUAUUGUGUAUUAACUGUGAGCGUUUUAGCAGUAUUAUCACUUUUUUUGAAUAAACUACUGUCACAGAUUUUCAUUUUUGUAAAUGCAGUGAAGUCUAUGUUGUACAAGUUAUGCGAGUUGUUGAAGUUGUAUAUUUGUCUGUUGAUUUUUCCAUUUUAAAAUUAAAGUUCACAACUGGAUGUCUUUUGUGUA